CAUGAACUAAAUCACAGUUUUGUCACAAGACAUUGCAAAUAUGAUUAAAACUGUUCCAAGGCAGCAAUCUCUGAUUGCUCCCGAAAUACAGAAUCCAUUCGUUCACAACCUAAGGCUGGGGUAUUUGGAUAUUUUACAGAUAAUUAUCAUGUCUGUGACCAUAGCACCACUUCGAUUGCUGCUGGUUGGCCUAUGUCUGUUGCUGGCCUGGCCCCUUGCAGCUAUUGUGGUUGCAGGGCGCUCGGAGGAGGACAAGAAGGAACCACUCACUGGAUGGAGGAACACCCUACUGCGGCCCAUUAUUGUGUUUUUAUCCCGUGGUGUGUUCUUUGCGGCUGGUUUUCAUCACAUUAAAGUGUCGGGCAAGCGGGCAAACCCUAGCGAGGCAAUGAUCCUCGCAGUGGCUCCCCACUCCUCAUAUAUGGACGCAUUGCCUGUUGUUUUCCUUGAUUUAACUUCAUCAGUGGCCAAAAGUGAAAAUGGAGAAGUCCCACUGUUUGGAACUCUUUUGGAGUUUACCCAGCCUGUGUUGGUACAGCGUGAGGAUGUAAACUCUCGUCUACACACGAUCCAGGAAAUCCAGCGUCGGGCACGGACCGGCGGAAAAUGGCCACAGAUCAUCAUCUUCCCAGAGGGAACAUGCACAAACCGAUCUUGCCUGAUCUCAUUUAAACUUGGUGCAUUCCACCCGGGCGUGCCUGUACAGCCCGUUUGUCUGAGAUACCCUAACAGACUGGAUACGGUCACAUGGACCUGGGAGGGACCAGGGGCAUAUACUUUAUUUUGGCUGACAUUAUGCCAGUUCAACACCAACUUAGAAAUUGAGUUUUUGCCUGUGUACAAACCAAGUGCCGAAGAGAUAGCUGAUCCGAAAUUGUUUGCAAAGAAUGUCAGGGAUGUUGUUGCCAAAGCAUUAGAUGUGCCGGUUACAGACCACACGUUUGAUGACUGUCGACUCAUGGUAAAGGCCCGCAAGCUCAACCUACCAAUGGAAGCGGGCCUCGUAGAGUUUCAGAAACUUCACAAAAAGCUUGGGAUCAGCCUGGACCAGAUGCAUGAUAUGUUGGAGAAGUUCUGCAGUAUGGAUUCCCAGGGCAAAGGUCACAUCACCAUGGAAGAGUUUUCACGCUACCUUCAGCUGCCAGAGUCACACUCCCUUAAAGAGGUGUUUGCACUGUAUGAUAGGGAUGGCUCAGGGACCAUAGAUUUCCGAGAGUAUGUGAUAGGUUUGUCCCUCGUGUCUACUCCAGUCAACACAGACAGCACCAUUUCACUUGCAUUCCAGUUGUUUGACUCAAGUCAGCAGGGUUUCAUCAGCCAUGAGGACCUACAUGACAUUCUUCACAAUGCCUUCAACAUGACCGACGUGGAUGUUGAGGAGCUGUUCAGGCACAUUGACGCAGACUGUGAUGGCAAAAUAACAUUUGAAGAGUUCAAGCGGUUUGCCUUAGACAGACCAGAGUAUGCGCCAUUGUUUCUUGCCUACCAGGAAAGUCAGAAGGGCAAUAACAAUAGUGUCACAACACUCACAGCAGGCAACACCAACAGUAAUGCCACCCCUGUCAAGGAAAAUCGAAGUGCCCCUAGCACGCCAUUGGCUGAAGAUAAUGGAGACCAUCUUAAAGCUGAAUAAACUACUACCCGUCUCAUUUGGAAGUGCCCUUAGCUCUCCAUUUGUUGAAAUAUCACAGUGGCAAUCUCAAUGCUAGAUAAAUGUGCCAACCAAUGACAAAGCAAAAGGAAAAGGGGUGGGGGGUUUCAAACAAUUAAACACAUAUUUUAAAAUUAUUUUUAAAUAUAAAAAAAUCAAGAAAUAUUUGAAGGACUUUAAGAAUUAAUGCCAGUAUUCAGCGGGUACCUGGUGCAAUGUUUGUACAUUUUACUUAUCAAGUCUUUAUAGUGCUUGGCUUAUCGGAACGAGAAGGAAUGAAAAUCCAGAAAGUUUUUAUUCUUUUGAUAAAUAUAUUUUAAGCUUCCAUGUUUUCUUAAACACUAUUUAUCAUCGAGCGCUUUUGUAAAUGACAGUAGGAUUAUGUUAUAUAUAUAUGAUUACUCUUUUCACAAACUCUUUUUGUUUAUUACUUAUUACUGUAUUUGAGGAGAUUUUGUUAAGACAAUAGUACUUUGCGGUUAACAUUCUGAGGGACCCAAAUCAUAGUUUAGUGCUUAUUGGUAUUGGCUUUAAGCUUUGACUUUAGCUGAAUGACUGUUAGAAUUGUUCACAAGGGCCCAAAUUUUAAUAACAUAUCUCACUUGUAAACUUUGAGUGCUCAGGUUCAACUGUAAAGCUCUGGGCAGAAUCUAUGUGAUAAAUGUCCUAUGAUAUUUUUAGGCGAAAAUGAAAGUUAUGCCUAGAAAGUUAUGUUCUUAAGUAUUACGACCUUUAUUGGAAUGGGUCCCUGACCCCUUAGUUGGCUUAGUGUUCAUAUGUGUAGGAUGGCCUCAAAUAUUGUCGUGUUUUGCCGAUUGAUUAGCUGUUGCCUCCAUAGAUGUGUCCUUGUUUUAUGUUAAGAACACGAGCAAUACAACACUGUUUAUUUUAAGAAAAAAUAUAAAACCUUUCUUCAUAUGUUAUACAUUUAUGGUGGCAAUAUCAAAUUAAAACGUGUAUUAAAACCUUGAAUGGUGGCUGGUUCAUGCAAUAUUGUUUUGUUUUCUGUUGUUUUAUGUGUACUAAGGUCUUAUGUGUAUAUUUUGGUUAAGAAUGUUUAAUUGCACGUAUGUAAGUUUAUUAUGUGUUGAUAUUGUUUAAUUGGAUUUCAAGUUUAUAGUGUAGCUGAAUAUUGUGAAAAUGUGCAGGGUCUUUGAAACAAAUAGUAUUGUGUUAUUUCAUAAAAACUAUAAUUCCCUGUAGCUACAUACCAGUAUUUCUGCAUUUCUUACUUUACAUUUGAAAUAGUAUGGUGUAUGGUAUAUUAAUGUAUUUGUUUUAUGUUUUAUGUUAAUUGAUGUAUGCCGGUCCUAGUUGUAGUAUGUCUGUUUUCGUUAUUGCCUAGCUCUCGUCUUAGUUAUUGGCUUCAUACUCAAAUUAAGAUUUUCAAAGGGAAUCUGAUACAGAUAAUAUAUUGCUCUUACUUAUGAUAAUGAAGAUCUGAAACUUUAGUGUGUGAGCUGAAUCCGAUAAACUUUGUCCGAUAGUUGUACGCCUCCUGUGCAUUGUUAUUAUUCAAGAAUCUGAUAGCUUUAGAAAAAAAAGUGUUUAUAAUUACAGAUGAGCAUUAUCUGGAAUUGAAAUGAACAUAGUAUAAUCCCCUUACUGCAAGAACUCUAUAUUUGAAGAGGACAAUAAUAAUUAAUCUGAUAAUAAAAUGACAAAUUUUAUACUGCUUCUUUAAGUUACUUAAAUUGUUUUUCAAGUUACUUCAAUUGUUUCACCAUCAGAAGUUAAUAUCAAGAAAAGAUUGGUAUAGAAGGCAUAGCAGUAUCAGUCCACGUUGUCUCAGAAAGGUGUUAUUAAAUUUACAUUUUUUUUUGUCAUACAAGUCAAAGGCUGGAAUUUUGAAAUCUUAAUGAAUUCUAAGAACAAACACCAUGCCAGAAUGCAUUUUGUCUCCUUACAACUAUUAUAGAUAAUUAAUUAUAUUGAUAUUAUUAUAAAUUUGUUUAUUUACAUUAAGCUAUAAUUUUUGGCUAAUUGUUUUGUUUUGUUUUUAAAUUCCACAUUCUUUUACUUGCCAUUUGUAUUGUUUUUUAGGGUUUAAAAAAAACAACAACAUUUUGUUGGACAAAGAUUUCUUUUAAGAAAUAUGGUUGAGCUUGUUUUUUGAAAUACUAAAAUUGAAAAAAAAAGUCCUUGGAGUUAAAUUUGUUCCUAAUUGUGUUCAUUUUCAGUCAACAAGCCUAAAUAUCUGCUUGAGUUGACUUCUAAGCAACUAUUAAUAAUUUAAACAUAACGAUUUCAUUCUUAUAUCUGCUGUCUUUCAUUCAGAAAUGAUGUAUUUAUUUAUAUUUGAAACUCAUUUCAUUUUUAUCUUCAUGACAACAUAGUUUCAACAUGUGCUCCAAGCAUAUAUAUUUUAAUACUUGCAUAUUGCAUGUAACAGUGUAUGCAUACAUUAUUGGAUAUUGUUCUCUUGACAGUGGUGCUAGCAACUUUUUAUAAGGGACUUGUUGUCAUCUUACAUUGUAGAAUUUUCAAGCUCUUCAAACAUCUUGCUCAAUGUAAGAACUCGUAAUAAAUCAUUCAGACUCUUGUACCUCAAGAUUUAAUCUCAUGUGUGACUUUAUAAAUAUUUUGAUUUUGAUCGCUUUUUGUAAAGGAAUCUUUGUUAUAUUCCCACCUAAGGUAUAUAUAUAUAAUAUUUUUUGUAAUAAAACUAAUUUGUAAAAUAUGUUGUCAUUUUGAAAG
This is a messenger RNA of Mya arenaria, 4348 nucleotides long. RefSeq names its product lysophosphatidylcholine acyltransferase 2-like. NCBI's taxonomy places the organism in Eukaryota, Metazoa, Mollusca, Bivalvia, Myida, Myidae. Gene Ontology annotation, molecular function: calcium ion binding. The coding region runs from base 41 to 1633 and encodes 530 amino acids. The record is from RefSeq and is a predicted model, not a curated record. The transcript is spliced from 13 exons.